AUGUUGCUGCACAUGGGUGCGGACUACCACCAUGUGGUCUACAACUGCGAGGAAGUGUGGGUUGCGUGGCAGAGCCUGAAGGUGCUGUACGGUGGAUCCCAGAAAGCGGGAAGGAUCUACCUCAAGCGUCAACUCUUCAGCAUGAAUAUGGAUGAAGGCGCCAACGUCAUGCAUCACUGCAACGAGGUCCUGAACAUCGCUGUCAAGCCUAGCAGCUUCGGUGCGAAGACGGAGGACGAGGACGUCGCAAUUUGCCUGCUGCUCAGCCUCCCUAAGAGUUUUGAGACCGUUGUUCUAAACUUGGAGAUGAGCAGCGCGGAGCUUCGUACCCAAGAUGUGGUGAAAGUGCUCACGAAUGAGCACACCAAGCGCCAAGGGGAGAAGACGACAACAACAGCGACGAUGGCCAAGACUGAAGAUGCAGCCAAGGCCUUCAACACUAAGCGGGAGCCAUACAAGUGCACCUACUGUGGGAAGGUGGGACACACCGUCGAUCGCUGUUCGUCCAAGCAGAAGAAUGAAAGUCUAGGAGCCCGACGCGGCGGCAAUGGUCGUGGACGCGGGGCAAACAAUGUCCAGUGCGGACAAUAUCGUGAUGAAGGCAGCGACUACGAUCAAGUAGCGUUUGCAGUUUCGCUAGAGUUUGGACUCUCAGCGAAGAAGGACGUGUCCGGAAUGUGGGCCGUCCACAGUGGUGCAACACACCACAUAUGCCACGACAAGACCAAGUUUGCAAGACUGAACAAGCGCAACGACGGUGAAAUCUUGGUGGCAGAUGGCAACAAAGUGGCCAUCAAGGGUGUUGGAACCAUCUUUGAAAAGGUGGUUCUGCCCGACGGUGAAGAGCGCGAGAUCGAGAUCAAGAACAUGCUUUACGUACCAAGCAUGAGAAAGAACCUACUAUCGGUACCGCAGAUCAACAAGCACGGCAAGUUUCAAGUCGUGUUCAACGGGACCAAGAUGUUUGUCGCUCGCAAAGGAUCGCAACAAGUGGUGGCAACAGCAGAUCUUGUGGAUGGUCGUUACUGGCUUCACACAGCUCAUCGAUCGGCCAAUGCGACAACAAACGGAUGCAACGGUGUAGACUUGCAUGCGCGAAUGGGACACGCUCCAGCUGAUGUGCUUCGCAAAAUGGUGGCCACGAACAUGAUCAAGAAUGUGAAGGUGUGGCAAAGUCACUACUCAAAUUUUGUACGAGGAUCGGUGGCCACACCUUUAAAGCGCCGUUUACUGGUGGAAAAGGAGGCCAUGAGACUCGGCGAUCCAAUACGGAGGUGGAAGAUGAUCUUAACGGGAUCGGCGAACCGAUCCAACUGUCGUUAG
Peronospora matthiolae is the source of this 1323-nucleotide messenger RNA. The record is from the annotation of a GenBank genome assembly. NCBI's taxonomy places the organism in Eukaryota, Oomycota, Peronosporomycetes, Peronosporales, Peronosporaceae.